AUGUUCGGCCGCGCCUCUCUCAUAGUGGGGCGGGGCUAUGUUGUUUAGUAGAAGGCAGAAAGUUAUACGAGGGCAGGCUACCAUUUAUAAUUGUUGGUGUUUCCCUACCAUGAUGUAACUGUAGCCAGUGAGAUGCCUACGACCUGAUGAUAACUUCAGUUUCUUAUCGCCGCUGAUUUAAUCAAGCCAAAUAGUAACACCAGAUUAACGACCUAAUUGCUUAUAGACACAAGCAUGUAUUAUUUCUGUUUAAGCACAUGACAUGGCUUGUUGGAUAUGAGAAAAAAAUCAAGAAAAUAAGUACUGCACAAAGGGGACAAAAGGGGCACCUAAUGUUAAUUGCGAAAUUUACAAAAAAUUUGAGGCGAGAAAAACAGCAUCAGGUUGCUCAACGCGUGCUGUUUCAGAUAUUGUUUUGCAGUUGAAUAUUGAGGACGUUUGAACGACAGUGCAAGAUCAUGGAUCUGAAAUCGGUUAUUUUGACAACCAGUGGCUCCGUGGGAUUUUUCAAGCUCGUGAACUGUGGACUGAAUAAUUUGCCAGCGCCAGAAAGUGCUCGCAGAAACGUGUGGAAAUGGAGAAACAUUUCCACCUCUUUGGUUCACAGCCUGAUCACAGGACUCUGGGCUGUGCUUUGCUUCUAUGUGCAUCCGCAGAUGGCGGAGGAUCUCAUCGCCACCCAUUCAGUUUUCUCGUACGCGCUGGUUUGUGUAUCAAUCGGAUACUUCAUCUAUGACUUCUUAGAUAUGGUCCAGAACCAGAAGCUCAGUCAGUCCUGGGAGCUCCUUUUCCACCAUGUGGUGGUGGUCACGUGCUUGGGCAUCGCGUGUGAAGACGGCAGUACGUGGGUUCGGCUGGUAGGCAGGCUGAGGGAGAUCAACUGGUGUUCCUGCACCUGGGUAGUGCUGCUAGGCGGAGCUGGGCGGAACGCCUACGGUGUGAACAGCCUGGUGAACCUGGGCACCUACGUGGUGUUCGAGAUCAGCACGCUGAGGGUGGAUGCGGUGCUGGCGAGGGUUUAG
Messenger RNA from Anguilla rostrata (American eel), 1022 nucleotides. RefSeq names its product TLC domain-containing protein 2-like. The record is from RefSeq and is a predicted model, not a curated record. The transcript is spliced from 4 exons. Gene Ontology annotation, cellular component: plasma membrane. Gene Ontology annotation, biological process: plasma membrane organization; regulation of membrane lipid distribution; phospholipid homeostasis. Bases 459 to 1022 code for a protein of 187 amino acids. NCBI's taxonomy places the organism in Eukaryota, Metazoa, Chordata, Actinopteri, Anguilliformes, Anguillidae.